Molecule: messenger RNA, 4114 nt
Organism: Myripristis murdjan (pinecone soldierfish)
Lineage: Eukaryota; Metazoa; Chordata; Actinopteri; Holocentriformes; Holocentridae
Gene: adipor2
Product: adiponectin receptor 2
Exons: 8
Coding region: 406-1536 (376 amino acids)
Biological process (GO): adiponectin-activated signaling pathway
Cellular component (GO): plasma membrane
Molecular function (GO): signaling receptor activity
Source: RefSeq, a predicted model, not a curated record
GUCUGCUCUGGCUUCAGAAGGCAGCAGACAGCGGCGGGGAACGGCCAGGCGUCCGCAACUCUUUGGCGAUACUACAACACAUAACCCCGCAGGACAGAGCCGACUUCAGGCGACAGGGGACCAGGUCAAACCUGAGAAACAGUGUCAGUCCAGGCACUUCAUCAUCCUAAGUGGAGUCCAGAUCAAUCGGCCAUUUUGCCUUCAGUCAAGUCCUGUCUGUUCUCAACACCCACCGAGGUUUCUGUGUCACCCAUCUGAGUCUAAUCCAGUUUCCGGUGGCGUCCAGUCCAGCAUUUCAAGCUGGACGGAGGGGAGGUGAUUGGGGCCGAGGGCUCUGCCUUCGUGCUGCGACACAGAACGUCAAAUCUCAUAGAACAGUCUACAGAUAGGACGCCUACAGAUCCCAUGAGUCCCCGGGAGAAGGAAGACACACCCACCUCAGGUUCUUCAACCAGUCACCUCAGCACCACAGAGUGCCCCACACACAACGGGAACAUCCCGGAAUGUGACGAGAGGAGAAGAACUGAAGAGGAUGCAACAGGGAGUGACGGAGGAGAGGAGGACGAGAAGGAGGAGGAAAGGAGCAGUGAUGAAGGUUUCAUGGGAAUGACGCCACUGCUGCAGGCUCACCACGCCAUGGAGAAGAUGGAGGAGUUUGUACACAAGGUGUGGGAGGGCCGGUGGCGCGUCAUCCCCCAUGACGUGCUCCCUGAUUGGCUGAAGGACAACGACUUCCUGCUUCACGGUCACAGGCCACCGAUGCCUUCGUUCCGCGCCUGUUUCAAGAGCAUCUUUAGAAUCCACACGGAGACGGGAAACAUCUGGACACACCUGCUAGGUUGUCUGUUCUUCCUCUGUCUCGGGCUGAUGUACAUGUUCAGGCCCAACAUGUCAUUCGUGGCUCCGGUUCAGGAGAAAGUGGUGAUCGGGAUGUUUUUCCUGGGAGCCAUCCUCUGCCUCUCCUUCUCCUGGCUCUUCCAUACAGUGUACUGCCACUCUGAGGGCGUCUCCAGAGUCUUCUCUAAGUUGGACUACAGCGGGAUAGCCUUCCUGAUCAUGGGUUCAUUCGUCCCCUGGCUCUACUACUCCUUCUACUGCUCCCCUCAGCCCUGCUUCAUCUACCUGAUCGUGGUGUGUAUACUGGGACUGGCCGCCAUCACCGUCUCCCAGUGCGACUUCUUCGCCACGCCGCAGUACAGAGGAGUCAGAGCAGGUGUGUUUGUGGGUCUGGGUCUGAGCGGUGUGGUUCCCACCCUCCACUUCGUCAUCAGCGAGGGUCUGAUCCGAGCGACCACCAUCGGGCAGAUGGGCUGGCUGCUGCUCAUGGCGAUGCUCUACAUCACUGGAGCCUGUCUGUACGCCGCCCGCAUCCCCGAGAGGUUCUUCCCUGGCAAGUGUGACAUCUGGUUUCACUCCCACCAGUUGUUCCAUAUCCUGGUCGUUGCCGGGGCGUUCGUUCAUUUCCACGGCGUCUCCAACCUGCAGGAGUUCCGCUACACGGCCGGAGCGGGCUGCGCCGAGGACGGCACACUCUAACACACGCUAACCCACACACACACAUAUGCACGCACUAGGGGGAGGUGCUCAUUCACAUAUGCACAGAAUUACACACACACACACACUCAGCACACAAACACACACCUGCACAAACUAUGACAUGCAAAAAUACACACUCUCCCCCAAGCGAAGACCGAAGUGGCUUGUCAAGUGUGUGUGCGCGUGCGUGCGUAACACCCAGGACAACCUCCUAGGGGGCGCCAUUAAAAACGUUCGACGAGGGGUUUUGUUCUCUUUCUCUCCCUCCGUCCGUCUGGCUGUCCAUCCCCCCUCUUCUGGCUCUGUCGCUUUGAUUAUAAAACCUCUUCCAAGACGGCGUGUUUUGAAAUCAGUUUUUGAGACUUCUCUUUGUUGAAGUAUCUCUAAACAUGAAUUUUCUUUCGUUCUUUUCGAGUUGAAAAACUGAGAAGCAGCAUAAUUGUGGCGUAGAAAAGACAACUUGGGGUGGUUUUUUUUUUUGUUUGUUUUUUUUUUCCGCUGAAUGCUGUUUUCCAGGCAACACUUUAGAGCAUUCAAAAAGAAAAAAAAAAAAAAGUCGUGUGGAAAAUGUUUUUGUUUUUCUUCCAUGAUGUUGCGGGAGAAAUGGGACUAGUGGCCGGGGAUGGGUGAGCGGGGAAUAGAGUUGCUUUUAAAAGUUAAAAGAACACUUUUCCAUGUAAAUAAGAUUUCUAAAUUUUGGGUUAUAUAGAUUUGUAUGAAAUAUCUAUGAAAAAAAAAAAACAAAACAAACAAAAAAGAACAAAAAUGAGGUAAUGUUAUAAAUGAUGGUGAGAUACUGAAUAAACAAAUAAAUAAGAUGGAUAAAUCAAUUACAAAUGAAAUGUGAGAGAAGAAGCAAACAUAAAGCCUGAACUGGUUGUUCUAGCUGUGUGGUGCUACGGGAAGACAAACAGUUUGAGAAUAACGCAAUCUGCUGUUGGAGAGACGCGCUCCAAAUAACUUCAUCUACUCUACACAGGACAGAAGGAGUGAGAAAUGAGGGCAAAAUAAAAGGCACAACACUUAAAUCCUUUCUAGUCAAACAUGCAGUGUCAAGACUAAGCAGAAAUGUUGUCAGUAUGACGCUUAAAUGUUCCCGGUGGCAACGCGGCUCUGUGUUUAUGUCCUCUGAUUUGAGUCGGAGGCAGUCGUGCAUUUUAGACGACUCAAAGAGUUGGGCAACAUUUCCUGCCUCCGGCCCGGCGGGGCAAACGAGGAGACGUGGCAACGACAAACUGUCCUCUCCUCCAGCUGGAAAUUUCUUCUGUCAUGAACUUGUGUCGCUCACACGGUGAAGAAGUGUCCUGACGUUUGUCGAGCAUCACAGAGCGGGAGCACUGAUCUCAGAUCAGACCUGGGGCCUCAUGUAUCUGUGCUUGUGACCAAAUCCAGGCCAGGGCAGCGGUGAAUAAAAAAUGUUAUCUUGAUGUUUAGCUGUUUCAGAUUAUCUUCAAAAUCACUGUUGUGCGUCUAAUGAGGAAGCAAACUUCCAUCACUACCCAAAGUUUAAAUGUCAUUGAUACUGUUCUCAUUCAUUUCUGCCACUUACAUUUAAAUAAUAUGUGCACUGACGCCUAAGAAACCCAAGAAGGUUUUUUUAAGUGAGGCCCCAGAGUCCGAUGCGUCCAUCCCCAAGAGAAACAUUUAGGUAAAACCUGCAGCAUUAACGCAAGAUCAGAUGCAGUUCAGUGUCGUCAUCCUCCUUCUCUGCGGCGCCUCAGAUUACAAUAAAACUCACGUCGACACACAACAACAGUAUGUCUCAAACAUUUUUCUUUUGGAUUGAUAUGGAUGGUGUUUUAUUUUAUCCAAUACUACUUUGGUAUCAUUAUCUUUGCGAGCUUUAAUGUCACUUCUUCCUUUUAUUUUCUCUGCUUUGGUUCUCUUAUUUUUGGCUGGGUGUGAUGUGAGGUGAGGGCAGAGAGGCCCACAGUACCAAUUCUCUCUCACUCUCAGGCACAAAACCAACAGGAAGUCGCUUCAAAAAGAUUGGAAAAUGGUUUCACUAAGUUAAAUUAUUGGCGAGCACUUAUCAAGAGAGCCUCACAGACGGAGACUUCACUUUGAAAUGGUGAAAAGGUCAAAGUUAUUGCAGUAUUUUCAGCUUACAGUGAGGGUGCAGCAAGUUCAACUGACUUCUGGCAAUAAGUGUGUCUCCUGUACCUGCACACAGGAAGCACCAAGGUUUUCAUAUAAUCAUAUGAAUGUUUGAAUAUUUGGGGUUCCUGCUUUAUUGUAGCAUUUUGUGAAGAGCAUUUUGUGAAUUGGUAUUUGAGUGAUCAGCCUCAAAGACAAAUCUGCCUCUCUUGUUUGCACCUGACUCUGCUUUGAAAAAACCUCAAAGGACAGCGCCAUUAUUUUUUCUCAUCUGUACUUCAGCUUUUUAUUUCAUUUCUUUUCAUCAUUUUAUGAUUUUGUCAUAUUUUUCUUUAAUUUGUAUUACCGUAAUUUAUUUCUCUUGGGGAAUGCAUAUGGUUUGUUGUUGAAGCACACGUACUGUUCUGAGGGGAGUGUUUGAUUGCAAUAGACCUUUAUAUCUGCUGUAUUGUUCUAAUAAAAAGGUUUUUUGAAUCUGUCA